GUCAGGCAGCGCCGCCAUGUCCUACAACAAGAUCCCACCGCGCUGGCUGCGCUGCCCCAGGAGGGGGCAGCCGGUGGCAGGGAAGUUUUUGCCUUUGAAGACAAUGUUAGGACCAAGAUACGAUGAACAGGUUGCUGAAGAGAAUCGCUUCCAUCCCAGUAUGCUGUCCAACUAUUUAAAGAGUCUGAAGGUUAAAAUGGGUUUAUUGGUGGACUUAACGAACACCACUCGAUUCUAUGAUAGAAAUGAUAUAGAAAAAGAAGGGAUCAAAUAUAUAAAACUUCAGUGUAAAGGGCAUGGUGAGUGCCCUACACCUGAGAACACGGAAGCAUUUAUCCGCCUAUGUGAACAUUUUAGUGAUAAGAAUCCUUCAGAGCUUAUAGGUGUUCAUUGUACACAUGGGUUCAAUCGAACUGGUUUUCUUAUCUGUGCCUUUUUGGUUGAGAAGUUGGAUUGGAGUAUUGAAGCAGCAGUGGCUACUUUUGCCCAAGCCAGACCACCAGGUAUCUAUAAAGGGGACUAUUUAAAAGAACUAUUCCGUCGUUACGGAGAUGUAGAUGAUGCACCGCCACCACCUGAGCUACCUGAAUGGUGCUUUGAUGAAGAUGAUGAAGAGGAGGAGGAGGAGGAGGAUGUUAAAACAGGAGGUCAAGAAUCAGAACCUGGGUCUUCAAGUUCCUCUUUUGGCAAAAGGAGAAAAGAACACCUAAAACUGGGUGCAAUUUUCUUGGAAGGAGUGACAGUUAAACGUGUAGCCCAAGUGACAACUCAACCAAAGUUAAGAGAAAUACAGCAAAAAUGUCAGCAAUUCUGUGGAUGGGAAGGGUCUGGAUUCCCUGGAGCACAGCCUAUUUCCAUGGACAAACAAAAUAUUAAACUUUUAGAGCAGAAGCCGUACAAAGUAAGCUGGAAAGCAGAUGGCACUCGAUAUAUGAUGAUGAUUGAUGGCAAGAAUGAAGUUCAUAUGAUUGACAGAGAUAACUCAGUGUUUCAUGUAUCUAACCUGGAGUUUCCAUUUCGUAAAGAUCUUCGCACACAUUUAACAAAUACUCUGUUGGAUGGGGAAAUGAUCAUUGACAAAGUAAACGGACAAGUCGUUCCUCGGUACUUGAUAUAUGACAUUAUUAAAUUCAAUGGACAGCCAGUUGGAGAAUGUGAUUUUAACAUUCGACUAGCAUGUAUAGAAAAAGAGAUUAUAUUUCCACGGCAUGAAAAGAUGAAGAAUGGUCUUAUUGACAAAGCACAGGAACCAUUCAGUGUUCGAAACAAACCAUUUUUUGACAUCCACGCUGCAAGAAAGCUUCUUGAAGGAAGUUUUGCCAGAGAAGUCAGUCAUGAAGUGGAUGGACUGAUUUUUCAGCCUACAGGCAAAUACAAGCCGGGUCGAUGUGAUGAUAUUUUGAAAUGGAAGCCACCCAGUCUGAAUUCUGUUGAUUUUCGUCUAAAGAUAACAAGAAUUGGUGGAGAAGGAUUACUUACCCAGAAUGUUGGUCUUCUUUAUGUUGGAAGUUUUGACAGACCUUUUGCACAAAUUAAGGUGACAAGAGAACUGAAACAGUAUGACAAUAAGAUUAUAGAGUGUAAAUUUGAGAACAACAGCUGGGUGUUCAUGAGGCAGAGAAUAGACAAAAGCUUUCCAAAUGCUUACAACACUGCCCUAGCUGUAUGUAACAGCAUCCAAAAUCCAGUCACAAAGGAAAUGUUGUUUGAGUUCAUUGAUAGGUGUACAGCAGCUUCUCAAGGACAGACGCAAAAACAUCACCUGGAUCCUGACGCUGAACUCAUGCCCCCACCUCCUCCCAAAAGACCACGCACCAUAACCUAA
This is a messenger RNA of Emys orbicularis (European pond turtle), 1825 nucleotides long. It is a transcript of the gene RNGTT, whose product is annotated as RNA guanylyltransferase and 5'-phosphatase. Gene Ontology annotation, molecular function: mRNA 5'-triphosphate monophosphatase activity; protein tyrosine/serine/threonine phosphatase activity; ATP binding. Gene Ontology annotation, biological process: 7-methylguanosine mRNA capping; protein dephosphorylation. The transcript has 16 exons. NCBI's taxonomy places the organism in Eukaryota, Metazoa, Chordata, Testudines, Emydidae. The coding region runs from base 17 to 1825 and encodes 602 amino acids. The record is from RefSeq and is a predicted model, not a curated record.